UGACAAAUCGCACAAGUGGGCAAACUCUAAUCCUGAGUAAUUAUUUUUGUAGUACUUUUUAGAUGUGGUGCCUUAAUGACAUCCCAGCGAUACAUCCAAUAAGCUCCCCCACCCCUUACGCUUGUGUUAAAGAGACAGACUUAGCAAAAAUACUACAUACGCUGCAGCAGCAUUGCGUGUCUAUGACCAAGCAAGUGGAAGAAAUGUCAGAAAUAAACCUCCAAAUACCGCAGAGCUGCAGACAGAGAUAAGACUGCCAACUGUCACCUCAUUGUGGACAAUUUAUGGUUGGUGUGUGAGUAAAGAGCUAGCUGUUGAUGCCUAGCUAUAAAGAUUGGGCGGACGGCGGGUGACGGAUCCAAGUGGAGGCUGGGAAACAAAGGAGGCAGGCAAAAAAGGGAGGAGUAAAUGAGAGAGAGGAACCGAGCAGCAGAUAAAGCUGCAGCCAGGACCAUGAGCUGCACCCUUGUGACUGCAUCUUAUGAUUCGCUGCCUGCUCAGCUGAGUCCCCAUCGUGUAAAAGAUCAACACUUUAAUCGGAGGCUUUCAUCUCCACACGGCUUGGGAGCCUUCACCUUAUCAGCUGUGCCUCGCCGUCCUUCAGGUCUGCCUGGAUAUACACUUUCUUCCCUCCAGGAGCCAAACAACCUCCUCAACCAUCUUCAUCAUCAUCCUCAUCAGCGUCUCUCCCAGUCACUAGGUUCCAAAGCCUCACUGGCGCCCCCUGUGCCUCAGGCAGAUCCUGCCCCACCAUGCUGCCAAGCGGUGGGCAUCGUGCCACUACUACGCCUGGCACUGAUCAUCUUCAGCUGCCUCUUCUGGGCCACCGGGUUGGCCAUCUUCACCCUAGGAGUCUGGGCAAAAGUGUCCCUGGCUGACUACAUGCUGCUUUCAUCUAACCAUUAUCCCAAUGCUCCACUGAUACUCCUAUUUACUGGGGCUGCUAUCAGUGCCUGGGGCUUCCUGGGUUGUCUAAGUGUGGCAGCCAACUUGCCCUGCCUUCUUCGCACCUUUGGAUUCUUCCAGCUUGCUGUGCUGUUGGGGGGAUUGGCCGCUGGACUUUCAGGACUCUUCUACAGGGAAGACAUCGCUGGAGGUUUCCGCAGCGGGCUACAGAGGGCAGUGGAGGGCUACGGAGAAGAUGAAGGACGUUCUGACGCUCUGGACAGCCUUCAGAGGGCGCUGAAGUGCUGCGGGGUAGAUGGCUGGCAUGACUGGCUCCUGUCUGACUGGGCUGUACAGGAUGCUGUUUCACUGAAAAGUGUCUCAAACAAUGACACGAAUUACGUGUCUGUACCAGACAGUUGUUGCAUACGACGCAAAGGCUGUCAUAACAGGCCACUGCCCGAAAGAGGAACUGGUAGCAUUGAACGUGCGGGGAUUCAUGCACACGGAUGCUUCAAGAAAGUCUUUAGUUUUGUCAAUGAUAAUGUUUUUCACAUUGCUGCUGCUGUCCUAGCUCUUGCUUUUACCCAGGUGGCAAGUAUAAUUCUGGCAUGCUUGCUCGCCAACCGCCUAUCUUCUCAGCCUCAUAGGCGAGGCCGCUAAGAUAUUCCAGUGCUUCUCCAACAGUGUGGUUCAUUAUGGUUCAUCUAAACCCAGGGCUGUCAAUAAACUGACCUGUUUUUCUCCAUAAAAUCACCUGAAAAGUAGGUUCCAGUUUCUUUGGAUAAUGAUGAAAAAAAUUGAAAUAAAAGCAAAAUCACAAAUCUAUUUGUACACUAUAAAUGUGAAGGUACUACAGUAGGUGUUCAGUUCUGCUGCUGUAAUAUAUAAUAUAUAACACAAUAUAUCUAUAUAUAAUGCAUCUAUUAUAGGAAGCACACCAAGUGAAUUAAUGUCAUGAGAAAUAAGUUUAAUUACAAACUCAAAAAAUGUAAAUAAUCUUUUCUGAAUUUAGCCCAGUAGCUGGUUUAGAUGUUUUUAAGCUUUACUACAAUGUCCCAGUUUAGGUUGCAUGUCACCUGGGCAAAUUUCAGCAUGGGUAUUUAAAUACAUAACGGCUUGCAUGGCAACGAAAAUAUCAGUAGUGUGGAGUAAUAGUAGGUAAUUUGGCCAACCUGGUAGAAAGAAAAAUCGUUAUAUAUUAAACCGGAGUAAGGUUAAAUGGUGUCCAAAAUGGGACAAGAUUGAUGUGAAGAUACAAAAAUACUGUACAUUCUCUGAAACCCACUGUUAUCUACACUGCAUAAGACUUUGGUAAUCUAAACCCAAACUGUGGUCCAACAGAUAUAUUUUGAGGAGAAUUUUAACAUAGACUACUUAAUCAACAUGUCAAGUUAUACCAUGCUAUUUUGCAGAUUUUUAUGCCAUUUGUAGAUUUUAAACUGUAUGUAUUAUAAAUAUUCCUCUUACGUUCUCUCAGUUGUCUUUGUGGAUUAAUGUAAGUAGACCCCGCAUACUGUACUGUAUAUAAAAGCUAAUUCUGGUCUAAUAUCAGCAGAACACAUUAGACAUUAUGGUGAAUAUACCUAAUAAAAGGGGGAUGGGGUUUUAGAAAAUUACAGAUUUUAAAAUAUUAGAAGAUUCAUAUGUACGUUUAUUCAUUGUUGUGUGAAAAUUGCCAACGUAAUAUGCUCUGCUUUGACUUGUAGUUUUAUAGGAUUAUAAAAUAUACAGCUAAAGGUGUAAAUCACUAAAGUUACUAAUGAUUCUUCUUAGUUUGAAUGCAUUUGUGGUGAGAUAUAUUUCCAGGAGCAGAUACUGAAGUUAAUAUAUAAAAAUAAAAAAUAUAUUAUUGUACUUAUCCAUUUCCUAUGAAUACAAUAACACCAACUAUUUCUCUAAGCACAGUUUGGUAGAUUUUGUGUAGGAUUUUAGACUCAUAGAGAAGAUACAUCUGCUUCCAUGAAUGUGUUACAGCCAGAUACAUUUAUAA
Molecule: messenger RNA, 2878 nt
Organism: Tachysurus vachellii
Lineage: Eukaryota; Metazoa; Chordata; Actinopteri; Siluriformes; Bagridae
Product: tetraspanin-7-like
Exons: 2
Coding region: 409-1548 (379 amino acids)
Cellular component (GO): membrane
Source: RefSeq, a predicted model, not a curated record